Messenger RNA from Penicillium diatomitis, 1401 nucleotides. RefSeq names its product putative transcription factor Rap1. The transcript has 4 exons. Bases 1 to 1401 code for a protein of 466 amino acids. Gene Ontology annotation, molecular function: telomeric repeat DNA binding. Gene Ontology annotation, biological process: regulation of DNA-templated transcription; telomere maintenance via telomere lengthening. The record is from RefSeq and is a predicted model, not a curated record. Gene Ontology annotation, cellular component: shelterin complex. NCBI's taxonomy places the organism in Eukaryota, Fungi, Ascomycota, Eurotiomycetes, Eurotiales, Aspergillaceae.
AUGCCGAACUUAUUUGGUGGGGCCAGAUUCUUCUUAUCUCAUGCUGUUCCACAACGAAGCCAGCUGAGACUCACGAUCGAGCAAAAUGGAGGUACGGUCGUCUUACUAGAAAAGGACGCGGACACAAUACUCGUGGAUCAUUUGAAGAAAUCGCAAACUCACCCUGCCAAUGCACUUUCGUAUCAAUUCGUGGAGAAAUCCGUUCGUAACGGUAAGCUGGAAGAUCCUGAGCUUUACAAAGUUGGUCCAUCUCCAGCUCGACCACUUGGUGCUUCCAACAUUCCCACCAAGAGCACGAAGAGAAGUUACAGCCUAGAGGAUGACCGGAUUGUCUUCGAUUGGCUCUAUCCUCUAGAACAGACUCCAGGCGCACCAACACAUGGAACUUCCAUCUACAAGCUCCUGGCUGAGCGAUUCCCACAACAUACAUGGCAAUCUUGGCGCAGCAGAUAUCUGAAGACCCUUCGGGGGAAGCCCCGUCCAGGUGGCGGUGAACCCAGGCCCGAUCUCGUGUACGGGGGCCCCGAAGCAGUUCCCGGUUGUAAGAAACCGGUGACAACACCCCAGCCCCCCCAAGCAGGCUCGCUCGCUACAGGUAGAAGUCCUGCUGCUGCGACUUCGAAAGAGCUUGGGAAAUCUGCGUCAAGGCCAGUAAAUAACCAAUCAGGCUCAAAACUUUCAACAAAACCAGAAGUCUCGGCGAGAAAACGAGAGCCGCCUUUGACCUCAUCACUUGAGACCUCCGGGGCUGCAAAGAAGGCGAGGAAAGGGCCCGACAAAGCAACACCGAGCUCUGCAGUUGCCGUGCAGUCGCCUCCCGCUCAGACUCCUCUGAAGGCUAAGGAACUGGCGAGAACCCCUUCUAAGGAAGAGGUGCAAACUGAAGGUGCUCAGGCACCCAACGGGGUCCAGGAAACUAUACCUCUCGAGAAUGUCCCAACGUUAGACCAAAGUUUGAAGCGUCCAGCGAAAGACCAAGUUGAGGAGCAUGCAGACCCUCUGUUCCAACAUCUACCAUUCUUUCCGACCAGUUCUGAUUCUGGAUCUGACGACAGUGGAUCCGAAGAUGCUGAUGAUGACAGCGACCCUGAAGAGUAUCCAGAUCUCCGUAGUUGGGUGAACGCACAGGUGGCAAAGGGUGUAGACGGCCCAACCGUUUUGAAUGCGCUGCGCUACACCAGCAUGGAACCCAGACCGGCGAAAAAGUUACUUCAAAUCUUGGUCGAUGGAAACUCUGUCCCGCAGAACAUGCGAGGUGUGUGGACUGAGGAAGAUGAUCGAUGCCUCCAGAGUCGCGAUGCCCACGACGUUGAGCGUGUUGUCAUGAAACAUGGCGACAGACUGUUCAAGGCACGUUGGGAGUACCUUGAGAUGGCAAGAGAAAGAGGCCUGGUUGAUUAA